This is a messenger RNA of Aspergillus viridinutans, 1236 nucleotides long. Its product is annotated as ANP1/MMN9/VAN1 family protein. Gene Ontology annotation, molecular function: alpha-1,6-mannosyltransferase activity. The record is from RefSeq and is a predicted model, not a curated record. The transcript is spliced from 5 exons. The coding region runs from base 1 to 1236 and encodes 411 amino acids. NCBI's taxonomy places the organism in Eukaryota, Fungi, Ascomycota, Eurotiomycetes, Eurotiales, Aspergillaceae. Gene Ontology annotation, cellular component: mannan polymerase complex. Gene Ontology annotation, biological process: cell wall mannoprotein biosynthetic process; protein N-linked glycosylation.
AUGCUUCUUCCUAAGGGUGGCGUAACGUGGAAGUCGGCCAAAGCUCGACUCCCUCCCUGGAGGGCCGUCGUUGUUCUCCUUACACGGCCGCGAUUCUUGAUAUCUUUAGCUCUCACAGGCAUUUUGAUCUUAUUAUGGCGUGGAAUCAGCAAGUCAGCAUCUGGAAUGCAAAAUUUCUACUGCUAUGGCCCCCCCAAAUCUCCAAUGGAAAUGACCAUCAACGAGAUGAACGCAUGGAUGGCGCAUACUCAGACUCCCGUGAUUUUUAACCACCAUGAGCCCUAUGUCGUAAACGACAGCAGUAUUAUCAAUGUCGACCUCAACGGCAUUCGGUCAACCCGUGAAGCCAAGGAGAACAAGGAGCGGGUGCUGAUCCUCACUCCUCUGAGAGAUGCCGCGCCUCAUCUGGAAAAAUACUUCGAUCUCCUCUACAACAUCACUUACCCCCAUGAGCUCAUUGAUCUGGCAUUCCUUGUUGGCGACUCUCAGGAUGACACACUCGCCGUUCUUGCCAGGGAGCUGAACAGAAUCCAAGAUCAAGUGGAAGACAAAAUUGCUUUCCGCAGCGCGACAAUCAUUCAAAAGGAAUUCGGAGCUGAUACUGGCAUGAAUGUUGAGGAUCGACACUCCUUUGCGGCUCAGGGCCCCCGGCGCAAGGCUAUCGCCCGAGCUCGCAAUUACCUACUCUACUCCGCUCUGAAGCCUGAUCACUCCUGGGUCUAUUGGAGAGACGUUGAUAUCGUUGACAGCCCUCCAACUAUUCUGGAAGAUUUUAUUUCCCACAAUAGGGACAUCCUUGUUCCUAAUAUUUGGUUCCAUCGUUACAAGGACGGUCGUGAUAUUGAGGGUCGCUUUGACUACAAUUCGUGGAUCGAAUCCGACAAAGGCCGCAGAUUGAGACAGAACUUGGACCCGGACACUAUUCUUGCUGAGGGAUACAAGGAAUAUGAUACGGGUCGGGAAUACCUCGUUGGAAUGGGUGACUGGAGGAAGAACAAGGACGACGAGGUUGAGCUUGACGGCAUCGGUGGUGUCAACAUUCUGGUCAAGGCAGACGUUCACCGUUCAGGCAUCAACUUCCCAGCCUAUGCGUUCGAGAACCAGGCUGAAACGGAGGGGUUUGCCCGUAUGGCCAAGCGGGCUGGAUACGAGGUGUACGGCUUGCCGAACUACAUUGUGUGGCACAUCGACACCGAAGAGAAGCCCGGCAACCUCGGGGAUCGCAAAGCGUAUUAA